Messenger RNA from Anopheles bellator, 624 nucleotides. RefSeq lists its product as uncharacterized. Gene Ontology annotation, biological process: DNA integration. The record is from RefSeq and is a predicted model, not a curated record. Gene Ontology annotation, molecular function: nucleic acid binding. NCBI's taxonomy places the organism in Eukaryota, Metazoa, Arthropoda, Insecta, Diptera, Culicidae. The coding region runs from base 1 to 624 and encodes 207 amino acids. The transcript has a single exon.
AUGGGCUCUCUGCCGGUACAUCGGGUGAACUCGUCGCCUCCGUUCACGCACACCGGCAUCGACUUGUGCGGGCACUUCGUCGUGGCCUCUGGACUGAAGGGCAACCGCAACAUGGAUGUCUACGUGUGCAUCUUUGUGUGCUUUGCUACCAAGGCGGUGCACCUUGAGGUGGUGGAGGACCAAUCCACGCAAGCCUUCAUCUCCGGCCUCAUGCGCUUCGUGUCACUGCGCGGUAGGCCAAAUGUUAUUUACUGCGACAACGGUCGUAACUUCGUGGGUGCUGCUCGGGAACUGCACCGGCUCCGUGACGUUUUCAACGAUGCCCAGUUCCAGCACCACGUCGUCGAGCUGGCCGCCGAUGAGGGAAUCUGUUUCUCCUUCAUCCCUCCUCGCAGCCCCAAUUUCGGUGGGUUGUGGGAGGCAAACAUCAAUGUGGCCAAGCGACUGCUGAAGGCGGCUUCCCGUGGCGCGCGGUUGAGACUGAUCGAGAUGCAGACGUUCAUGCACCAGAUCUCAGCGAUCCUCAAUUCGCGGCCGCUUACAGCAACACGUACAUCGCCCGAGGACGUCGAGGCCCUCACUUUCUUAUCGGGCGCUCCUCCUUUAACACUCCGGCAACGUUGA